AUAUAUUAUCGUAGAGGGAGCCGUGUACUGCCGCCACAGAGGAAGAAGAAGUUCGUCGUCUGCUCCAAAUCAACUGCAAAAAUGGCAAGGGGAUUGAAGAAGCAUUUGAAGAGGCUCAAUGCACCCAAGCAUUGGAUGCUUGACAAACUUGGUGGUGCCUUCGCUCCCAAGCCCUCUUCUGGACCUCACAAGUCGAGGGAGUGUCUUCCUCUUGUUCUGAUUAUCAGGAACAGGUUGAAGUAUGCUUUAACAUACCGUGAAGUCAUCUCCAUCCUGAUGCAAAGGCAUAUCCAAGUUGAUGGUAAAGUGAGAACUGAUAAGACUUACCCUGCUGGCUUCAUGGAUGUUGUCUCCAUCCCCAAGACCAAUGAGAACUUCCGUCUUCUCUAUGACACCAAGGGACGUUUCCGUCUCCACUCCAUCAGAGAUGAGGAAGCUAAGUUCAAGCUUUGCAAGGUUAGGACUAUUCAGUUUGGACAAAAGGGAAUCCCUUACCUCAACACUUACGAUGGUCGCACCAUCCGUUACCCUGACCCGCUCAUCAAACCAAACGACACCAUCAAGCUCGACCUUGAGGAGAACAAGAUUGUGGAGUUUAUCAAGUUUGACGUUGGUAACGUUGUGAUGGUGACUGGGGGUAGAAACAGAGGGCGUGUUGGUGUGAUUAAGAACCGUGAGAAGCAUAAGGGAAGCUUUGAGACAAUACAUAUUCAAGACUCAACAGGACAUGAGUUUGCCACAAGGUUGGGUAAUGUGUUUACUCUCGGGAAAGGAACUAAGCCAUGGGUUUCUCUUCCAAAGGGCAAAGGUAUUAAGCUGACCAUCAUUGAAGAAGCCAGGAAGAGGCUUUCGGGUCAACAAGCUGCUUAAAAAGUUGAAUCAUCCAAGACUUUUUGUUCGCUUCUUGCUUUAGUUUUGAGCGUUUUCCUAUUACAUGUUUUCUUGCUUGCAGCAGCUAAACAUUUUAGAGCGUUUUGUAAUGUUUGUAAGGAUAUUUUUAAAGUACUCUUCAAAUUCAUUGACGUUUGAUGUGUAUUACAUGCAAGACGAAGCUGCAAUGUCAAUGAAUCAAUAAGGUGAUCACUAGCAUGUGCAUUCAAACUAUGAAAGUGAGAU
Molecule: messenger RNA, 1116 nt
Organism: Eruca vesicaria subsp. sativa (arugula)
Lineage: Eukaryota; Viridiplantae; Streptophyta; Magnoliopsida; Brassicales; Brassicaceae
Source: the annotation of a GenBank genome assembly